CAAUUACUCGCGGUGGCCACAGAACAUACAUCUAUUAGUUGAGUGUUCCUAUUCAAACAAAUCCCCUCGUUGUGUUUCGUUUCUUUAACAUUGUGGGUUUUUUCUUUCUUUCUUAAAUUGUUGACAUUUUACCGUUUUUCUGACACAUUAAGGGUGACUGAUUAUGAGGGGCUACAAUAAUGCCGUUACAAUUUUUUACUUAUACGGUUUUUAACUGUAUUUUAAAUUUCAGUGCAUAAUAACGAAAAUAAAAACGAUCAAUUAAAAAGAGAAAAUUAAUAGAACAUGUAGAACGAAUGGCAGUACAAUUAACAAAAAAUGACAAUUUAAAACACACGAAAAGAGUUUGACGUUAAUGAAACCGACCCGCGUGUCCACACGAUAUUGUAGAGCUCAGUACUUUUGUAUAGUGGCGCUUGAGUAAUGACUUUCCACCCCAUAGCUGUGGAUGUCUGUUGUGACGAGUCUACUAUCUAUUUAUCUGAUACUAGGGGACACACCAAACAAGAAAAAUGAUUCCGCUUCCUUCAAAUUUAGUGCCAACAAUUGUAAUAUUUUUAUUGGCCACCGGAUUGUGUCUACAAACACGUUCAAAAAAUGUUAUUCUACAAGAUGAAAUAAGCAUGGUGCCUGCUGUUGAAGGGGAUCGAUUGUACAUUAAAUGCGAUGUACCCGAAUCAAUAAAAAUUGACAAAGUAUUGUGGAAAAAAGAUUCAGAUGAUGAAACAUUCACCGACUCCCCAAAUAGAAUAACAAGAAAAUCUCAAUGGUUGCGUUUUAAACACUUAAAAUUUGCCGAUGAAGGACAAUAUUCGUGUUUCAUAAGUGGUUCCUCAAGUGAAAGAAUUUAUGAAAAAUGGCACAAUUUUACAUUAACUGUAUCAAAAAGAUCUGAAGAAUCAAGUAUUGGUAAACAAUCGAAAUCUCCUCAAAGUCUUUCACAUCGAAAAGUUGGUACUAAACCAAAAUUCAUCGACAAACCCCACUUGGACAAUAAUAUAAUGCUCUUAUUAGAUGAAACCCGUACUAUAAGUUGUCCAUUUGAAAGCACAUCACCAGUUGUUUUUACUUGGUUUAAAAACGAUGAAAUCAUUGUCCAAGGAGACGUAGAUGUAGCUAACUAUACCCUGAAACGAGUAAAAAUAAAUGACUCGGGUAAUUUCACAUGUGUAAUCAAGAACGAUUUCGGAUCAAUUCAACAUAAAUUUAACAUUGCAGUAUAUAAGGAAAGAAGUGAACUUCCAAUAUUAGCUGAAUCGCCACAAAAUUUAACAUUAAAAUUGGGUGAAACAGCAUGGUUUGUUUGUAAAGCAUCUAAUCCUCAAUUAACAACAAAAAUUGACUGGUACUUUUUAAAUAAUAGUAGCCCAGAAGAGAUUAAAAUAGAAGAUCUCCGUCGUAUCAAAAAAGUAAAGUCGUCUAAUGGCGUAUUGAUUCUUGAUGAAAUGACUGAGAAUGAUAUUGGAUGGUACGCGUGUAGUUUAAAUGGGCCAAAAACUCGUAUUUUGUCAGGAGCUAGAUUAGAUUUAAUUAAUGAAGCUGAUGAAGUUGAAACCAUUGAUGGCUUAAAAAAAACUGGAUUUUUUAAUGAUACCGAAAAGUUAAUGGCACCAAAAUUCACUAAAUUUGAAAAUAUGCAUAAAGUUAUUGCUAAACCAGCAGGAAAUAUGUUGAAAUUAAAAUGCGCGGCAGAAGGAAAUCCAUUGCCAAAUAUAACUUGGUUUAAGGAUGGUAUCAAUCCGCCUCAACGUAAACUUGGUAUCAUUAGGUACUCACAAUGGGCAAUUGUAUUAGAAGAUUUAGUAACAACAGAUUCUGGAAAUUACACAUGCAAUGUAUGUAACGAAUACGGAUGCAUCGAUUUCACAUACAAAGUUGAAGUUAUCGAAAGAUUUCCACAUAAGCCCUAUAUAAAAGAAGGGCAGCCACAUAAUGCCACCGUGUUGGUCUCUGGGAACGUUACGUUUGAGUGUACACCUUUGGCUGAUCUCGAACCACACAUGCAGUGGUUUUUUCACAAUGCUAGUGUGGUUAAUGUGCACGAUGAAAAUUUAAAUAACGGCACUGUUAUUCAGAAUGGUGCAUAUGAAGAAGGAUAUCCAGAAAUUUUACAACUCUUCAACGUAACACAUUUAGACGAAGGAUGGUAUACCUGUGUAGCUGGUAAUAGUUUAGGUAUUACAUAUGCCAGUGCUUAUUUAAAAGUAGUGGAUGAAUUGGAGGAAGCACCAGUAAAAGUUCAAGCUUUACAGAUACAUACUUAUCAUUUGGCUUCGCUAGGCGUCGGUUUCUUAUUUGUAAUUUCAGUAUGUAUUGCAUUGUUGGUAUGUAGUCAGAGAAAAAGAGAAAAACUGAAAGAAUUGGUUGCGAGAGAAUCGGCUAGAAAUGCUAUGAUAACUCAGUGGACCAAAAAAAUCAUUAUCGAGAAACAACAAAUGGCCGAUGCUAGUGACCCACUGCUCAUGCCGGUUGUAAAAAUUGAAAAACAAAAAAGCAAAUACACAAAAUUACAAAAUCAAACGUGCUUGUCAGAGUACGAGUUGCCAUUAGAUCCAUGUUGGGAGUUUUCUAGAAGUAAUCUCUCAUUAAGUAAAACUUUGGGAGAAGGCGCUUUUGGAAAAGUUUUGAGGGGUGAAGCAGAUGGAAUAUUAUGUGAUAACGUUAUAACUACUGUAGCUGUAAAAAUGUUGAAAGAUGGGCAUACUGAUACAGAAAUGAUGGAUCUGGUAUCUGAAAUGGAAAUGAUGAAGAUGAUCGGUAAACAUGUAAAUAUAAUUAAUUUACUUGGAUGUUGUACACAAGAUGGACCAUUAUACGUGUUAGUUGAAUUUGCAUUACAUGGUAAUUUGAGAGAUUUUUUGAGGCAACAUAGGCCGUCAUCCGGGUAUGAACCUGCAAUUGGAUCCAACUUGAAAGAUACUUUAACUCAAAAAGAUCUGGUAUCAUUUGCUUAUCAAAUAGCUAGAGGAAUGGAAUAUUUGGCUUCCAGAAAGUGUAUUCACAGAGAUUUAGCUGCUAGAAAUGUGUUGGUCAGUGAAGAUUAUGUAAUGAAAAUUGCGGACUUUGGCUUAGCAAGGGAUGUACAAAACCAAGAGUAUUAUAGAAAAACAACUGACGGAAGACUUCCAGUAAAAUGGAUGGCUCCUGAAGCUUUAUUUCAUAGAGUAUAUACAACACAGUCUGAUGUGUGGUCUUACGGAGUACUAUUGUGGGAGAUAAUGACUCUAGGAGGAACACCCUAUCCUUCAGUACCAAAUAUGGAACAAUUAUUCAAUUUGCUCCAAAGUGGACAUCGAAUGGAAAAACCAUCAUGCUGUUCUUUAGAAAUAUAUAUGAUAAUGAGAGACUGCUGGAGUUAUCAUCCAAACGAGCGUCCUAUGUUUGAAGAACUAGUAGAAAGCUUAGAUCAAAUUCUUUCAGUCACAGCAAACCAAGAAUACGUAGACUUUGGUUUGCCUCAACUUGACACACCGCCUACUAGCCAAGAAUCUUUUGAUGAAGAAGCGUUAAUGAAUUUUGCCGUAUGAUAGUCAUUUUAAAUAUGUAACUUCUGAGGUUACACUAGUUUUACAGUGUUAUUACCAGUAUUCACAAAUUAAGUUUGAAUUUUAAAAUUUGAAAUUUGAAUUGUAAAUUUUACAAUAGGUCCAAAAAUGUUGUAAAAGAUAGAUGCCAAAUUAGUAUUUUUAAUGGAGUUACACGUGUCACGCGUACUAAACACCAAAAUGUAAAUAAUUAUAAAUAAUAGUCGUUUUAAUUGUUAAAUAGUUUUUUUGAACUGAAAAAUCGUUUUUACUUUAAUAUUAUAUAUUAUUUCUAUUUUACUUUAUGUUUAAGGAAACGGGGGUACAGAAUAAUAGUUCCUCGCUGAAAAAGGGGAAAUGUAGAUUAAU
Molecule: messenger RNA, 3893 nt
Organism: Daktulosphaira vitifoliae (grape phylloxera)
Lineage: Eukaryota; Metazoa; Arthropoda; Insecta; Hemiptera; Phylloxeridae
Product: fibroblast growth factor receptor 2-like
Exons: 17
Coding region: 513-3527 (1004 amino acids)
Biological process (GO): positive regulation of kinase activity; cell surface receptor protein tyrosine kinase signaling pathway; protein phosphorylation
Cellular component (GO): signaling receptor complex
Molecular function (GO): ATP binding; transmembrane receptor protein tyrosine kinase activity
Source: RefSeq, a predicted model, not a curated record